AUGGCUGAGGCACAAGAUGAGGACACUCCCCUGAAGCAGAAGUUGGAUGAAUUUGGGACCUUUCUGUCCAAGGUUAUCGCCGUCAUUUGCGUGCUGGUGUGGGUGGUCAACCUGCCGCACUUUAAGGACCCUAUCCACGGCUCCUGGUUCUCUGGAGCCCUGUACUACUUCAAGAUUGCGGUGGCGCUGGCCGUGGCCGCCAUCCCUGCCUAUGCUGGCUGA
Molecule: messenger RNA, 222 nt
Organism: Chlorella variabilis
Lineage: Eukaryota; Viridiplantae; Chlorophyta; Trebouxiophyceae; Chlorellales; Chlorellaceae
Exons: 3
Coding region: 1-222 (73 amino acids)
Biological process (GO): intracellular calcium ion homeostasis; calcium ion transmembrane transport
Molecular function (GO): P-type calcium transporter activity
Source: RefSeq, a predicted model, not a curated record